Anisakis simplex (herring worm) is the source of this 963-nucleotide messenger RNA. NCBI's taxonomy places the organism in Eukaryota, Metazoa, Nematoda, Chromadorea, Rhabditida, Anisakidae. The record is from the annotation of a GenBank genome assembly.
UGUAUUUUGGUUGUUUAUGUGGAACCGUUGUUGUGCAUUGCGGGAUUCGUACUCAAUACGGCAUGCAUCGCCGUCUUCGUGUCAGUAUCGUCACAUGGAUAUUUUCGUAAAACAUCGUUACUGCUUUAUUUGAUAGCAAUGUGCAUGUGCAACGCUUUACAGCUUUUACUCUCUGUAUUUGUGUUGAUUCUGCCUGCAGCCGAACAGUAUAUUUUGGAAGAAUUCGGUGAGGAUGUGGAGAUGCUGACAACAAUAAACUCAUAUUCGAUACGAAUCGCUUAUCCGCUAUUGUUGGCCGCUAAUUACGCGUCCAUCUGGAUCUUGACGUUGAUUUGUGCACAACGAUUCCAUGCAAUUUGUGAGCCAUGGAGUGCUUGGAAGGCCAGAUUACAAGUUGUUCGCAACAGUCGCCUUCCGAUUUGUCUUGUCGUCAUUCUUGCAAUCGGAUUGAAUGUAAUCAGAUUCUGGGAAUUGGAAUGGCUCGAUCAAGGACUCAGAGAAUCGGCAUUAAAAAAGCAUCACUUAUAUGUUAUUCUGCAAGAAGGAUUCGUUUACGGUGUAAUCGUGUAUGGUUGUCCAAUCGUGAUGCUUUUAUGGCUCAAUUACAACAUUAUUAGAUUGAUCCAAACUCAUGAAGUAACCAGGCAGCGACCAAUAGCUGAAUAUCGUACAGCACUUAUGAUUGUUUUCGUUUUCGUCUUCUUCUUUCUUUGUACUACACUGGCAGUUUCUAUUCGUCUUAUACUGAUCGCUGGUAAAGGAAUGAUGAGUGGAGCGGAUUUCACAUGGCUGGUUGAUCUGAGCAAUUUGCUGAUGAACAUGAAUGCGAUCGUCAUACCGAUCGUAUGCUUUGUGUUUACUCGUGGAUUUCGAGACAUAUUUUUUAUGAUUCGAUUUGCACCUAAUACGAAUACGUAUAGCCAAGCAGCUGGUGCACCGCUCAUUGCGAAGAGCGUCAAAUAA